Molecule: messenger RNA, 2208 nt
Organism: Nothobranchius furzeri (turquoise killifish)
Lineage: Eukaryota; Metazoa; Chordata; Actinopteri; Cyprinodontiformes; Nothobranchiidae
Source: RefSeq, a predicted model, not a curated record
AUCUUCAUAACGGUGAAGAAAUAUUCAAAAACGUCUAAAUCUUUAUAUUGUUAUAGAAGUGUUUAUUUUUAUUACUAACAUAUUGCUUUGUCUAAAGAAGCACCUGCUUCAUUGUGACUGCUGAGCAUUAAUAAAUGUACACGAUGGAAGUUAGAACUAGAAAGUCAGGUCAUUUAAAAAUGUUUCAGAUAAGCAAAAAAUGUAAAUAUCAGUCAAAUAUAACCUGGGUUAACAUAAAACGAAGGAGUAGAAAGCUAUCCAAAACAACUUUGCCCUAUCUUUAAACACUUUUCCCCUUUUGUUAAAUUAACCCCUUAUCUAUAAAGAUAACUUCACUUCCCCUGUUGAAGAAUUGUAGCAUUAAGAAAUCACUUCAAUAGAAUUUGUCUGAUAGCAUGAAGAAGGAAGGUUAAAAGACCUCAAAAAGCAACAAACCAUGCCCCGUUCGUAAGGGAUUCAGGAAAAAAGGAAUCCAGAACGACAUCUGAAUCCCCUCAGGUCUGAGUACCAUGACAAGCCCACUACUGACCAAGGAUUUACCAACAACCACCAUAUAGCUUCAUGAAACUUUGGAGCUCUUUAUUUAUUAUUUAUAUACUUAAAUAUGCAAGUGAGGCCUUUGAGUAGUUUACUGUUGUACCAGUAUCAUUAGAAAGAUUAAACCAGAUUCCACUGAAUCCUUUCAUUUUAAACUUCUCUGUAAUAAACCACUUCACUGCUGCUUCAUCUGACCUUUGACCCCAAGUAAUCCUCAGUCCUGCCAGAUUUAGCCGAGGAUUUCAGAGUUGGGAUGACGCGUGUUGCUUUGCUUCACUUUGACUCAGUUCUUAGUUGAAAUAACCAGAACGACGACGGAGAGGAUGUGACUGUUUGUAAAAAUGGAUUUACUGAAAUGUCUUGCCACGGAUCUGAAAGGACAACGAGCCCUUCCCACAAUGCCCAGUCAACACACAACAGAUCUGCCAGUCCCAAAACGGAAGAAGAAGAAGAUGAGGAAGGAUACGAAUGGAAUGAAUGAGAAAGGAGAUCAAGCAGUGGAGAUGGGAGGAGUCAGCAGCCGGCGGGCGUCCCAGGUCAACGAUCAGUUGAUCCUCGAAACCACGACAGACACGUCAACACACUGGAGAAGGAAGAAGAAGAAAGCUGCAUCGAUAGAUCUAGAGGACGAUCAGGCCGAACUCGGUGAUGGAGACGCUGGAGAUCAGACCACAGAUGGGGAGGAAAUGAUCAAAAAACCCAAAAGAAAAAAGAAAUCAAAAGUAGCUGAGUCGCAACUUCCUGAUGAGUUUGAAGUUGAAGAAGAGGACAUCAUCACUGACACCAGUCCAGUCCCCCAGCAGUCCUUGUUCUCAGCCCCGCAGGUUCAGAGCCAGUCAGUGGGGAAGGUGUUCAUCGAGAGGAACAAGCGGUUCCAGGCUGCAGAACGCUCAGACUGGAGAACCACCAGUGAGCAAACGGACAACAUGGCCGACUUCCAGCAGGUGCAGCCUCUGUGGACCACCAGAGACGUGUCUGUCAGAGUCCACGAAGGAUUCAGGGUGUUCGGUGUGUAUUGUCAGGGCUUCCUGGCCGGCUACACCGUGUGGAACGUGGUGGUGGUGUACAUGCUGGCCGGGCAGCAGCUCACAGCUCUCACCAACCUGCUGGAGCAGUACCAAUACCUGGCGUACCCGUCCCAGUCCCUGCUCUACAUGCUGCUGGUCAUCAGCACCGUGGCCGCCUUUGACAGACUGAAUCUGGCCCACGUUUCCGUGGCUCUGCGGGAGUUUGUGACGCUCAGUCCAGUGGCUCUCGCUUCAUUCUUGUAUUUUUCAGCACUGGUCCUCUGUCUGAGCCAGCAGAUGACCAGCGAUCGAAUCAACCUCUACUCGCCCGUCAACGCUACGUUAUGGUCUCCUGGAUCAGAGCACCAGAUUCUUCACCCAUGGGUAACCAUCAACCUGGUGGUGGCUCUGCUGGGGGGGUUGGCUUGGAUCUUGAUUGCCAUCAGCUCUGAGACAGAUUACACUGAGGGUUAUCUGAGGUCCAUGGAUAUUGAACCUCCAAAGCCAGAAGAGAAGUCAGAAAUCACUGCCUGAAAAAAGAAAUUCUGUCCAUCUGCUUUCAGUAGCAGGUCUGUUAGCGCCCUGCACAUAUUUCUCUGGUUGAGUUAUAUGUUGUUUCUGUAAUGUGGUUGUUUCUUUGUAAAUAAAGUUAUUUUAACAAAAC